Molecule: messenger RNA, 959 nt
Organism: Protomyces lactucae-debilis
Lineage: Eukaryota; Fungi; Ascomycota; Taphrinomycetes; Taphrinales; Protomycetaceae
Exons: 1
Coding region: 218-829 (203 amino acids)
Source: RefSeq, a predicted model, not a curated record
ACAAGGCAGUAGACUGCUAUCUACCACUGUCUACUCUCUCUACUACCUUCUAUACUACUCUGCUCUACUCUUCUACUCUUAACUUAGUCUACCAGUCUGCUCCCAAAAUAGCACAUUCCAGCCACAGACUGCCACAAGCUGCCGGUAUAUAAAGCGAGCAGGGAUCCCACUCUUUUCCUUCCCUCACCCACUCCUUCCUUCGCUGCUUCACUACACAAUGCACUUCUUCACGCUCGCUACCCUCAUCGCAGCUGCAUCAGCACUCCAAAUCACCAACCCAGCACAAGUCCAAAACAAUCCAGUGCAGUACAACAACGGUUCCAUCACCGUCACCUGGAACACAGUCUCCACUGACCCAAACACCUUCAAUGUCGCACUCUCUGCCAACGGUGGACAGUCCAGCACACAGGUAGCCACCAAUGUUGCUGCCAGUGCCGGUCAGCUUGUCAUUUCACUCGCUGGUGUCGCUCCUGGUCGUAACUACCAAGUCAACUUUGUCGCUCUCCCUACACCACAAAACACGCAGGGCAUCCUUGCUCAGUCUGGUCAGUUUGAGAUUGCUCAAGGUGCUGGAUCUGCUUCUGCUGCUACGACUACUGCUGCUACUGCUGCCACUAUGACUACACGCGCUACGACGACAACUGCUGCAGGUACAGGUGCAGGUACUGGUGCUGUGGUUGGUACAAACGGUACGGUGGCUGGAACAAACGGCACAGCUGGCACUGGCUCUGGUUCAAACGGUGGUCGUGUCCCUUCUGGUUCAGGUGCAGGUAAAGUGUCUGUGACGUUUGCUGGUGUUGCUGCCCUUGCACUGGCGAUGCUUGCUUAGAGAUGGAUGCUUGUUAUGACUGAUAUGCCUGCAUUCGUUGAGUUAUUAUAGACGUAGUAAUCAUUGUACUUGCUCUCUGUCUCUCUCUACUAUAUACUACUAUGCUAUAUACUACUAUAUUCAUCUAUAA